Molecule: messenger RNA, 1512 nt
Organism: Anarrhichthys ocellatus (wolf-eel)
Lineage: Eukaryota; Metazoa; Chordata; Actinopteri; Perciformes; Anarhichadidae
Product: probable LIM domain-containing serine/threonine-protein kinase DDB_G0286997
Exons: 2
Coding region: 213-1499 (428 amino acids)
Source: RefSeq, a predicted model, not a curated record
UACUCCUUUUAACUUGUCUAUUCAAUUCUUUUUGUUUUAUUGUUAUUUUUAACCAACAAUUGUUUUUUACUCAAGGGUGGGGCUGAUUGCCCGGCCCAGCCUCGGGUUUGCAGGAAACCAUCCUGUGGCCAACGCCGGUAUUGGCUGAACUUUCACUCCUUUCUUCCUCCCCCUCCCUCUCCCUUCCUUUUUUACUCUUUUUCAAUUUCUUCAUGGACUCUCCGAACCCUCAGCGAUCCAACAUGCCCAUACCCCUUAAUAACCGUUUUUCAGCACUGGCUUCUCCUCCUGGGGAGGUGAGGGGCGGGAAUGUAUUACAUCGCUCUCGUCCCCUCCUCCCCACGGGGAGAACUACACAACCUCCACACCCACAUAGUCUACCUCCACACCCACAUAGUCUACCCACACAUAUCUAUUUACAAGCCAAAUCAUAUUUCAAAUUACUGCAGGCCAUUCACCACUCAGAAAUUCUCAACACUACAUUCAACAACCAUACAUUCCCACAGGGCAUGAUGAGGAAGGUGACUCGCCUCACCUCCUUCAUCAAGCCCUCCUCACCCAAUGAAACAACCCAACUCAAGAUACAACAGAACACUGACACCUGGAUGCUAAACAAUAUGCACAUCCUCCGUGAGCACUAUGACUCUGUGAUCGCUGUGGGGUUGGAGACCAUCCCUACUUUUAAUCAGAUUCCCUUUGACAAGGCGCUCCAGUGGGGGAGAUCGAGAUAUGGGAGGAAGCUCACCUCCUCCUCCAUCAACACACUGCGGGACAUCACAUCUAAGAGCCCGCCGACGGAGGGGGGGGCCCCUAUGUCUCGACUCUCCCCCCUUGACUACCCCCCACUCCCUAACCCAGUAAAUCCCCUCCUCUUUCAACAGUUGGACCCCUCUCACCAUCCCAUUUCCCCUCCGCUCACUACCACCUUACUUAUCACUCCUUCUUCUCCUCCAUCCCUUACUUCUCUCACUCCUGCCCUCAAGAUUCAAACUCCUCCUACUUCUCCUUCUCCUCCCCCCCUUACCCCUUCUUCUUUUCCUCUUCUUCCCCCCUACAGAGACCUCUGUACCCCCAGUGAGGGCGCGGGGGCUUUUGAUGUGGUGGCUCCGCCCACGACCCAUCUGCUCGAAUGCAACCCGCCGCUUACAGUAGAGGUGGAGAUUCAUCCCCUUCCUCCCAGAGAAAGCGGCCGGUUGCGGGCCCGUCGGGCGGAGCGUCCCGUCAUCUCCCCUGCGCCUUCCUCCCCCUCUCCCUCACACACGGAUGCAACUCACCCACCACAAACGCACUACAGUAAUGUGGCUCUCCCGUGCAGUAACACUAUCUCCUCCUCUUUCUCCAUAGACACACCCCACCAUCUGAUUUGCCCGCUUCUGCCGCCAGCAGCAACUCCGCGGCCCCACUUGGCUCUCCAGGACGCCCGGAACCACACUCGCACCCCCACACUUACCGCAAAAUUCAGGACUGGUCGCUGGAGGUGCGGAAGACGACCCUGGUGAUUGGGGACUCGAA